UAUUCUUUGUAAACACUUUUAUUUAAUGCAGAAGUUAAAAUAAAGUCGAGUUCAAAGGAUAAGCUUUGAAAUAGAAAAGAUAGAAAGUGAAUGAAAGAAUUAACAGUUUUGUUGUCAGUGAUCAAAAACUAUUUUAUUUUGAAUUUUCCUUACUAUCUUCAAACUAUGCGAAAAGAGAUUUGUAUGAAGAAAACAUCAGAGUGACGACAUAAAAACAUUAAAAAUGAGUACCGGCCAAAAUGAAACCGUUUAUAGUGAAUCAUCUAGUUUGGUACCGUCUCAAGCUGCAAAUGGUGAAGUGGCAACUCAAAAUCCACAGCCGAAUCAGAAGCCAACGGAGGGGGAAUCAAUCUUUGCGAUUAUCAAAUCGGUUGUCAUUCGAAUAGUAGUCGUCUUCGCCAUAUCAGCGUUUUUCCGUCGACCAGCUACCACACCAGUUCCAAAUACCAAAGACGGUAGCGCUGUUUCGUUGGAUCCACGAACACCAGCAUGGAAUCUUUUCGACAAUGGCACAAUAUUCGAUUUGCACGUUUACAUAUCGGAAGACUUUGACGUCGUGAACUUUGAUGAUCCGCAAAGCUUGUGCUGGUUCCAGGAGCAUUUAGUUUUCGGCGAUUGGUGGAGUGGCAGCAACGGUGAUGGAUCCUACACACAUGAGUGCAAAAUCCGUGCAUCACCAAAGCUGCAAAACAACGGCACCGUGUACAUGCACGCGUACGUAACGAAAUUCGGCAUGAGUCCAGACCCGAAAACGGGCAGCUCAUUUGCUGGAAAGAAGAUGGGUUACAUUCGACGGCAAUUGAACAAAUUCAAAAAGAUUCGGUUCACGAAGACACACAAUUUGUUGACCGGAGAAACAAGCAGAACAGAGGAGGAGAUUCGUAAGUCACAGAUCAUGUCCAACGAGAUAACAUCUCACUGGCAUCCGAACUUAACGCUAAAUUUGGUCACGGAUGAAACGAAUUGGGUGCGAGGAUCGGUGCCACAACCACUCGACGAGUAUGUCACGUUCGAUGCGAGUGGAAAGACAUACUAUCCCAUUCUGUUUGCCAACGAUUACUGGAAUAUGUUGCGCGAUUAUCAGCCAAUUAAUUCCACCGUCAAAACCCUGAGUCUGUAUGUGACAUUCCAGCCGUUGUCAAUGUUCAAGUGGCAACUGUAUGCGGCGCAAGCAAUGAAGGGUAAAUGGGCAGGAAAUAUUCUAGGCGAUACGUUCAGUACUGGCGAAGAACCAGAAGAAGAUCAAGAUUCUAUCAAAGAGACACUGCUGGAAACAAAUCCGUACCUGCUCGGCAUGACGAUCAUGAUAUCCAUUCUGCAUAGUGUUUUCGAGUUGCUGGCAUUCAAAAAUGACAUCCAAUUCUGGAACAAUCGCAAAUCUCUGGAAGGACUGUCAGUGCGUUCGGUAUUUUUCGGCGUUUUUCAAUCGUUGAUCGUGCUGUUGUAUGUGUUGGACAGUGAAACUAAUUACAUGAUUCGUGUGAGCUGUUUCAUUGGCUUGGGCAUCGAAGUUUGGAAAAUUCAAAAAGUCGUCGACGUUAAACUGAAUAAAGAGGAUCGUCUGUUCGGUAUCUUGCCACGUAUCUCAUUCACAGACAAAGGUUCGUACGUAGACUCCAGUACGAAAGUGUAUGACAAUCUGGCCUUUAAAUAUCUUGGCUGGUUAUGUUUUCCGCUACUGAUUGGGUAUGGCGUUUACUCGGUUUAUUUCAAUGAGCACAAAGGCUGGUAUUCGUUCGUCUUGAAUAUGUUGUACGGUUUCCUGUUGACAUUCGGAUUCAUAAUGAUGACACCCCAGCUGUUCAUCAACUACAAAAUGAAAUCUGUGGCACAUUUGCCAUGGAGAAUGAUGAGCUACAAAUUUCUGAACACAUUCAUCGAUGACAUAUUCGCAUUUGUCAUCAAAAUGCCCACGUUGUAUCGUCUGGGUUGCUUCCGAGAUGACAUCGUCUUUUUCAUCUUUUUGUACCAGCGCUGGAUCUACAAGGUCGAUCACAAGCGUGUCAACGAAUUUGGUUUCUCCAAGGAGAUGGAAGACGAGGCUACCAAAACAGUGGCAAUCCUACCGCCACCAGCCGAUCGUGAUACAUCAGCAGAAGAAGUCGAUCGUGAUGCAUCAGCUGAAGAAGCCGAUCGUGAUGCAUCAGCAGAGGAAGCUGAUCGUGAUGCAUCAGCAGAAGCAGCCGGUCGCGAUGCAUCAGAAGAAGAAGCUGACCGUGAUGCAUCAGCAGAAGAAGCCGGCCGUGAAGCAUCAGCAGAAGAAGCCGUUAAAUCCGAUAAAGACAAGAAAGCCGAUUAGAUAGAUCCAAUUUCCGUAUAAUGUAGUGUUUUGUGUAUAUGUAGCUCUCUUUUGUGUAAUGAUGGUUCGUUGUUAGCCAAUUUUUCUGUAUUUAUUUUGUAUUUUGUUCGUUUAAAUAAGUAUUUGUGGCAAUUAAAUUGGCCAUUAAAAUAAUACUCAAUCGUUGACUUCAAAUCUAUCAAAAGAAUUGAGUGUGUCGAUUGUCGAUUAUUUCGCUGUGUAUUUGUGAUCUCUAUGAAUCUCUAUGAAUAAUGAAAAUAUAUGGAGCUGAUAUUGAGCAAU
Molecule: messenger RNA, 2581 nt
Organism: Bradysia coprophila
Lineage: Eukaryota; Metazoa; Arthropoda; Insecta; Diptera; Sciaridae
Product: putative lipid scramblase CLPTM1
Cellular component (GO): membrane; endomembrane system
Source: RefSeq, a predicted model, not a curated record